AUGCCCCCAAACUUUCCCCAGUUGACUCCUCCUUCCGACAAUGAGGAGUAUUAUGCUUCUACUUGUAUAGAAUUCGAGCCGCUGCUGGCAGAGGCCAGCAUCUCCGAGUUUGACCAAGCAUAUCAGUCUGGGAUUUCAACACCUAAUGGCAACAUGCUUCUGACACCGUCUCCGUCAACUCUGGGCAAUGUGGAAGCCGAGGAUCUGCUCCAGUUAGGCUCUCCAUCUAUCUAUCCGGACCCUCAAGCCCACGAGGUGUAUGCAUAUGCCACCGUUGAAUCGAUGCAGUGGUCCUUUACUGGUUCUCCCCAGCCCUCGUUUACCCAGUUCGCUUGGGACAGCCCUUACUCCAACAUCCCAGGGCCUAGUUUUGGUGUGUUGCCUGAUAGUCAAUUUGAACAUCAGCCUCGCCACGUGCCAGGGAUGGACUACGGUUCAAUUUACCAAGAGGCGCCUGUGAUGAGCUCUCCAGAAGAUCAAACCCUAUUCGCAGAGUUUUUGGAGGAUGAACGCAAUGUUAAGACCAAUAUGCCCUAUGCUCAGUACAUCCGAUUGGCGCUCUUGAGCGUGAAGCCUCACAGCAUGAGCCUGGCGCAGAUAUAUCAAUGGUUUCGAGACAACACGGAUAAAGCCAGUGAUAUCAGCAAAGGCUGGCAGAACAGCAUUCGGCACAAUCUUAGUAUGAAUAAAGCAUUCUCCAAACGGGAGGGUGGCUCUGAGUCUAAGAAGUCGUCUGAGUGGUUUCUGGAAGACUGGGCUGUGCACGGUGUGGAAAGCACAACCAGAUAUCGAAAAGGAGGUCCUCCACGUCGAUCACAAGCCUUGAAGCGAUUAUCAGGUCGCAAUGGUCGCAUUGAAGAUCGGAAAAUACGGACUGUAUCGAGUCCAAGGCUCGCUGGCCCCUCCAACGCACGAACGACUUCAGUCCGUAGACGAGCACGAACCCCUAUCAACUACAACUUUUUCAAUGAUCCAAUGCCCAGCCAAGUAACUUGGGUGAAUCGCCCAGUUCCUGCAAUGGCGCCCAUGCCAAUGCCACCAAUGGCGCCAGCACCAAUGCCAUCAGCACCAAUGACAUCUGCACCAAUGCCACCACAGCGCUCCUACAGCAUGCCGGUCGUUCGACAGUCCAUACAUGACUUAUCUCUGGAUGAACAACAAGAUUGCUUGUUUACCGACCCGGAAAGCCAGACUGAAGGCAUGCCAAACAAUUACACGUGGUCUGAGUAAACAGUUCACCUAGACAUGCUCCGGUUUUUCAUUUGGUUUAGUUUAACUUGACUUCACAAUUGUUGUAUAGUUCCCCACAUUGGCUUCUCUUUUUCAGGGUCUUUUCUCUUUUUCCUUUUUCCUCAUCUUUCUUGUCCUUCUCCUUGUGUGUUUUCUUUUCUUUUUUUGUAUUCUUUUUUUUUUCAUUAUGUCAAGUUUCCUACGAGAAAUUCUGUGCAAAAUGAGUGUGUUUACAUGUUGUGCACCUCAUAUGAGACCUUUCACCCACCCACACGCACCCGAUCCUCGAUAGACUAGAAACGCGGAGGCGGAUGUAGACGCAAGCAAAAGCUCAAGCAAUGUACUCCUUUCUAGAACUGGGUAACUGUCACAGCUGGAACGGAAACGGAAACGAAAUUAGAAGAGUAGGAUAAUGGCAUAGAUAGGACAGGAUAGGUGGCGUUAUGGGCGAUACCCAUGAGGAACGGCGCUGGAUGGAAAGGAUAUGUACUACACGACGGCGGUAUUACCAUGUCAAAUUCGCAAUGAGUUACGCAAUAAUGAAAUUAUCUUCC
Molecule: messenger RNA, 1784 nt
Organism: Xylaria bambusicola
Lineage: Eukaryota; Fungi; Ascomycota; Sordariomycetes; Xylariales; Xylariaceae
Exons: 2
Coding region: 1-1230 (409 amino acids)
Biological process (GO): regulation of transcription by RNA polymerase II
Cellular component (GO): nucleus
Molecular function (GO): RNA polymerase II cis-regulatory region sequence-specific DNA binding; DNA-binding transcription factor activity, RNA polymerase II-specific
Source: RefSeq, a predicted model, not a curated record